AUGCAGCGCGUCGAUCCAUCAGCCGAUGAGCUUUCGUUAGAAUGGGGGGAGGAUACGAUCUACUGCGAAGCGACAUGCGCCCCCGAGGAUGUCUUGUAUGAGGGAUCGGAUGACGAGGAUUACGAUAAUCCAAUCUCGCGCAAACUACGAUACGAAGAAGCUGGGCAGCGAUACCUCGACGGAAAGACACCUUUCCUUAUUACAGCAUCACUUAAGGGCCCGUUCGACUCAAAAUCCGGCCGUUGGGUGAACCCGUGGCGAUCCAAACACCGCACAUCCGGGACAUCGCAAGGAGUACGGACAUCACCAGGCAAAUUAUUGAGGUCGGCACAAGUGAAGCGCAAUGUGUCAAUUCCUGAGACGAUCCUCACGGUACCAGGCGACAGCCUAGAGUGCCAUUUGCCAAGCCCUGAGAGCCUCAAACAGUCUUCAGUUGCAGGAGGGCAUGCGUAUUUGGAGGAAGAUGAACUAGCUAAGGUCCAAGAGUGGAGGGAAGCGAUAGAACCUGGAGAUGUGACAAGAGACCGGUUCUGGACAUCAACACCACAGUCAUCAUUGUCAGCGAGAAAGAGGAAGGCAAAGGGAUCAUCAUGGCUAAAGCAUUUGGCCACCAAACGACGACGUACAGACAACACCCCUGUCCCACAACGAUCACAUCCCAUCACCAUUGUCGACGAUCAGGAUGACUAUGGUGAUGCGCCGACUAUAUCUUUCAACAGCGUCCCGGAUCGUCUACCUUCCUCGGCUCUUGCUGCCAACAGAUUCUUUGCGCUGUCCCAAGCUAACGAAGAAGCCAAGCAUGCAGAAGAUGAACUUUCUCGCGAUAAUACUGCGUCAAUGCAGGCUGCCGCCACUUUAUCAUCGCCGAUAUCGCAAAGACAACACAUGCCAGCCACCGGUCAAAGUACCAAUUGUUCUCAACACAGCGUGCAACGACAAAGUCAAAUCAAGCCAGCGUCCCCCAGUCAACAACCUUCACAAAACUAUGAUGCAGAGUCUUAUCUGUCCCUAUCCUCCUCAGAAGACGAUAAAUCUUCCAGUCCCUCGCCGGCUUUUGAAACACAAGAAGAUCAAAGCUUCUGCUUCAAGAUGCGCCCAAAGCAUAUCGCAUUAACUGAAAUCGUCGAAACAAGUUCUCUUGUUCCAACAUCAGUAUCUGCUGGAGAUCUCCAGACCAGCGUCAGUGAAGAGGAAUCUUGGUCCGGCUUGUCAUCUGUGGACGAAGCCUCUGGAGUACUCGCCCAGGACGACGAUACACCUCGAGGCAAGCCCAACACCGAGGGGCUGGAUAUCAAUAUGGCCGAUGCCCCUGUUACCGGACCGAUGGACUUGGACAAGCCGGGAAUGUCAAGUGAUCUGUCGUCAAUUUCCAGUCAAGAGUUUACUGGGUUCGAUCUCUCUGAAGAAACACCGGACGACCCUUGCGAGGUAGAUACUGCCAGCGAUUCGUCCGAGACUGGGUCAGACACAGCGAUAAUGUCUUCUCCUACGCCAGAGGAAGAGAUGGUCAAGAUUGUCGAUACCGAGUCUUCCAGUGGCUCCGAAGAGCCGGAUGCCGAACCACAAAGGGAGGCAAUCUACGUUGCGGUUGUAGACGACAAUUCGGGCCGAGUUAAAGAGACGACAGAUUCCGAGGACGAAACGACGGAAGACGAAACCGGCCAGGAGGAAGGAGAUUCUACGAAUUCAUCAACGGCAUCCGGGAACAAGUCUGCACAACGCAAAGAAAGCAAUACUCCAUUGCCCAACACCCCGGUUACAACCAAGGUAUUGAGCCGGAUUGGAUCGAAUGCACGCGUUCCUCCCUCGCAGAAGCAACUGUCGAGCCCCAUCAAUGGAGAUGAAAAUGGCUAUCAAACAGUGCCGAGUCCCAAUCCCGGGCCCAAAGCUGUAGAAUUGGAGCAAACGCCAUCUUCAAUCAUGCCGCCCAUUGGUAUUCAUGUCAUUGAAGCUACGACGCCCCAAUUGGAAGUUCAACAAACGCCUCCAAGGGCACACGAUGCCAUGGAUGUUGACCAGCAAGACCCCAAAGGAGACUUGCCAGUUCCCUUUUCUCAGCAGAGUCCUUGGGCGGAAAGCAAGCUAUCACAAUACGCAUCAAUGGCAAUGGAUCGACUGCCUACAAUCGAUAGCGCUCAAGAAUCUACUCCGCUGAACAAGACACACGACUCGUUGGCGAUGACAUCUCCAGCAGCUCAGACCCCCUGGACAGAGGGGACGACCCGGAUGCCCAUGAUGGGACAGACACACAUACCAACCACUGCCGAGGAAGAUCACAUGGCAGUUGAUGUGCCAAACACUCCUGAGAUGGCAUUGAAUGCCAAUGCUCAAGUUCAGAACGAGGCUCCGGUUAUCACCCCAGCUCCAGUCGCUCGACCUGCUAUGCCUGAACCGCAGUUUUCCGUCAAGUCAUUCGCUUCGUUCAUGUCUUCUCCCGAAAGCCGCCCUCGUAAAGUCAGACGGGCCAGCUGGAGAGAUUCAGGUUCUCGUCUUCCCAGCACACAGGGCAUUUUGGCCUCGGCGACCAAGAACCCCUGGGAACGCAACAGUUCACAGCGUCGUGUGUCAUGGGCGCCUCUACCUCAUGAAACCGAGGGACAGGAAAGCAUACCGGCAACGCCAACGCCUUUGGCAGUCCCAGCCCGCGCAGCGUCCCCUCCACCCACAACCCCAAUCGAGGACCUCCCUACCUCCGAGGACGCCAAGUUCCGCAAGCACUUCAACGCUGUAGCCCGUCGGAGCAGCAUGGCCCAUGGGAACGCCUUUUACCAGCGCCUACUACCCUCGGAGUCGCAGCGGACAGUCGGAAGUCCUGAACCGGACGCUAUGGCGGAGACGUUUGUCACGGCCGACCAACUCCGACAGAAGCAGCAGCAGCAAAACAGCAACCAGCACCACUUGGCGGAUCACACUAAGAGCGACCGCGAGACGGAUGAGUCACAGGAUCCUCUGGACAUGGUGGAGGACGUUUUCCGCGAGAUGGGCGACUUUCUGGAGAAGUGGGAUGUGGACAACACCAAGACACCCCAACCCGCUCAGGGGCCACAGAGCCCUUGGUGA
Fusarium vanettenii 77-13-4 is the source of this 3060-nucleotide messenger RNA. RefSeq lists its product as uncharacterized. The transcript has 3 exons. The coding region runs from base 1 to 3060 and encodes 1019 amino acids. The record is from RefSeq and is a predicted model, not a curated record. NCBI's taxonomy places the organism in Eukaryota, Fungi, Ascomycota, Sordariomycetes, Hypocreales, Nectriaceae.